Phyllostomus discolor (pale spear-nosed bat) is the source of this 4969-nucleotide messenger RNA. It is a transcript of the gene ZFYVE9, whose product is annotated as zinc finger FYVE-type containing 9. The record is from RefSeq and is a predicted model, not a curated record. Gene Ontology annotation, molecular function: metal ion binding. The transcript has 18 exons. Gene Ontology annotation, cellular component: early endosome membrane. Gene Ontology annotation, biological process: endosomal transport. NCBI's taxonomy places the organism in Eukaryota, Metazoa, Chordata, Mammalia, Chiroptera, Phyllostomidae. The coding region runs from base 477 to 4571 and encodes 1364 amino acids.
UGGCCCAGCGGCGCCGGCGGCAGGAGCGGCCAAGGCGACGGUGGAGGCUUCGCGGAGGAUCCCCGCCCGCGGCACCUCGGUUGUCCCACCGCAGCCGUGCGCGCCCGGCCCGGCUCGGCGGAGCUCCUCCGGGAUCCGCUUCGCUGCGGCGGCCCAGGAGCUCGAUGCGGCUCGGAGGGUGCUGGGCCUCAGCAGCAGCGGCAACCACAGCCCCUUCAGGAGUGGGAGGCUUCGCGGCGGCGCCUGGGGCUUCGCCGGUGCCCUCCGGAGGAGGCUGGCAGCUCAGGGACGACCCCCCCGGGCCAUGCUGAGGCAACGGCGGCUGCCGCUUGAGGGUCAAACAGAGCAUACUGAAUCAGCAGGACUGGCUGGUAGUGCAGCAGGCAUCAUGAGUAAGCACAGAGAAGUCUGUUUCUUAUCACGUGUGUAAGGGAAACAAGAUUUAAAUAAGUCUCUUGAGUGGUGUUUCCUCACUGAUGGAGAAUUACUUCCAAGCAGAAGCUUACAACCUGGACAAGGUUUUAGAUGAAUUUGAACAAAACGAAGAUGAAACAGUUUCUCCUAUCUUACUGGACACAAGAUGGAGUAAGCUUCUAGAUCCCCCAUCUCACCUGCUGUCAUUUAACCCUUCACUGGCCAGAGCGAAUGAACCUUCAGUUUCUAAUGAGUCACAGCCACAGCUGAAAGUCUUCUCCGUAGCUCAUUCAGCUCCUCUGACCACGGAGGAAGAGAACCUUUGUGCUAAUGGGCGGGAUUGUAGUCUGAAUCCAGAGAGCAACACAAUGUGGAUUGGUGAAAAUGCCAUUGCAGAAGAUCAGUUAAUUAAGAGGAACUGUAAUCAAGAUGAUCAAUGCAGUACUGUUGAAGUGGGAGAGAAGAAAUGUGGAAACCUAGCUUGUCUGCCAGAUGAGAAGAAUGUUCUUGUUGUAGCCGUCAUGCAUAACUGUGAUAAAAGGACAUUACCCAGUGAUUUGCAGGAUUGUAAUAAUUAUAAUACUCAGUCCCUCAUGGAUACUUUUAGCUGUUCACUGGAUAAUGAAAACAGACAAACUGAUCAAUUUAGUUUUAAUAUAAAUGGGUCCACUGAAAAAGAUAUGAACUCAGAGAAACAAAUGGAUCUGUUGAGUAGACCAAAUGUAGAGGGGGAUUCUGUUAAACAUAUAUGUACUACUUCACCUGAUAAUCCAACCAGUAUCUGUUCCCCUUCACAAGUAAAGGAUGAUGAAAAUAUUGGUAGAGAUCCCUCCAUGUCUGUGGUUACAAAUUUAACAGUUGACCCAAUAAUUUCAUCCCAGGGAACAGAUGAAGAUCCUGCUGUUAAAAACCAAGAGAACUGUAUACCAGAUGAGAUUUUCACUGACAAAACCAGCUCUUCUAGGACAGAUUUAGGGAAUCUAAACUCCUUUUCCCAUUAUAGUGAGGGCAUUUUGAUGAAAAAAGAGCCAACAGAAAAGAUAACCAACGAAGAACCCAUCCAGUCUGGUUUACCUUUACUUCUUAAACCAGAUAUGCAUAGUGGAUCUGGAAAGGAUGAGAACUGUGAACAGUCUUCAGAUUGCCUUGUACCCAGUGAAGUUAGAGCUGGUGAAAAUGAAGGUUGUGAGCGUGAAGAAAUUCUUGGCACUACAGAACUUCUUAAUAUGACAGAGCAUUUUUCUGAAUCUCAGGAGAUGACUAAUUGGAAAUUGACUAAACUAAAUGAGAUGAAUGACAGCCAAGUAAAUAAAGAAAAUGAGAAGUUUCUGCAGAUGAAUCAGCCUGAGGACACUUACAAUGAUAGUGGAGGAGAGUGUGAUAGAAGGGGAGAAGCAGGUCUAGAUUUAAAAGGAACUGUCAUGGAUGAAAGUAAAGGAUGUGAUUUCUCUACUGUUAUGGAUACACCAGCAGCAAAUACUUCUAAUUGUUGUGAUUCCUAUGGAAUGCAGAGCCCCGUUUGUUUUGUUCCAAAGACUUUACCCUCCAAAGAAGAUUCAGUAACAGAAGAAAAGGAAAUAGAGGAGAGCAAAUCAGAAUGCUACUCAAAUAUUUAUGAACAGAGAGGAAAUGAAGUCACAGAAGGGAGUGGACUACUUUUAAACAGCACUGGUGACCUAAAAAAGAAAAAUUAUUUACAUAAUUUCUCUAGCCAAGUUUCAUCAGUGCUUGGGCAAUCUUCACCCAAGAUAGUAGCAAACCUGCAAUCCAUUAGUGUUCCGUUUGGUGGUGCAAGACCGAAGCAACCUUCUAAUCUUAAACUUCAAAUUCCAAAGCCAUUAUCAGACCAUUUACAAAAUGACCUUCCUGCAAACAGUGGAAAUAAUAUUAAAAACAAAAAUGAUGUUCUUGGGAAAGCAAAAAUAGGGGAAAACUCAGCAGCCAAUGUAUGCAAUACCUCUUUGGGAAACAUUUCUAUUACUGAUACAAAUGGGGAACAUUUAGAAAGUUACGAGUCCGGGGUAUCUAGUAGACCGUGCCUUGUAUUAGCUCCAGAUAGCCCAGAUAAUGAUCUCAGAGCUGGUCAGUUUGGAAUUUCUGCCAGAAAGCCAUUUACCACUCUGGGCGAGGUGGCUCCAGUAUGGGUACCAGAUUCUCAGGCUCCAAAUUGCAUGAAAUGUGAAGCCAGGUUUACUUUCACCAAAAGGAGGCAUCAUUGCAGAGCAUGUGGGAAGGUUUUCUGUGCUUCCUGCUGUAGCCUGAAAUGUAAACUGUUGUACAUGGAUAGAAAGGAAGCUAGAGUAUGUGUAAUAUGCCACUCAGUGCUAAUGAAUGUGGCUCAGCCCAGAGAGCAGAGGCGAGUUUGGUUUGCUGAUGGGAUCUUGCCCAAUGGAGAAGUUGCUGAUGCAGCCAAAUUAACAAUGAAUGGAACUUCCUCUGCAGGAACCCUGGCUGUGUCACAUGACCCAGUCAAGCCAGUAACUACCAGUCCUUUACCAGCAGAGACGGAUAUUUCUCUGUUUUCUGGGAGCAUAACUCAGGUUGGAAGUCCUGUUGGGAGUGCAAUGAACCUUAUUCCCGAAGAUGGCCUUCCUCCCAUUCUCAUCUCCACUGGUGUAAAAGGAGACUAUGCUGUGGAAGAGAAGCCAUCACAGAUUUCAGUGAUGCAGCAGUUGGAGGAUGGUGGCCCCGACCCACUUGUAUUUGUUUUAAAUGCAAAUUUGUUGUCAAUGGUUAAAAUUGUAAAUUAUGUGAACAGGAAGUGCUGGUGUUUCACGACCAAGGGAAUGCAUGCGGUGGGUCAGUCUGAGAUAGUCAUUCUUCUCCAGUGUCUGCCGGAUGAGAAGUGUUUGCCCAAAGAUAUCUUUAGUCAUUUUGUGCAGCUUUAUCGGGAUGCCCUGGCAGGGAAUGUUGUGGGCAACUUGGGACACUCCUUCUUCAGUCAGAGUUUCCUUGGCAGUAAAGAACAUGGUGGAUUCCUGUACGUGACAUCUACCUACCAGUCACUGCAAGACCUUGUGCUCCCAGCCCCACCUUACUUGUUUGGGAUUCUCGUACAGAAAUGGGAAACUCCUUGGGCCAAAGUGUUUCCCAUCCGACUAAUGCUGAGACUUGGAGCUGAAUAUCGACUUUAUCCGUGCCCACUAUUCAGUGUCAGAUUUCGGAAGCCAUUGUUUGGAGAGACGGGGCAUACCAUCAUGAAUCUUCUUGCAGACUUCAGAAAUUACCAAUAUACAUUACCAGUAGUCCAGGGUCUGGUGGUUGACAUGGAAGUUCGGAAAACAAGCAUCAAAAUUCCCAGCAACAGAUACAAUGAGAUGAUGAAGGCCAUGAACAAGUCAAACGAGCACGUCCUGGCGGGAGGGGCCUGCUUCAAUGAGAAGGCAGACUCGCAUCUCGUGUGUGUGCAGAAUGAUGAUGGGAACUACCAGACCCAGGCUAUCAGUAUUCACAAUCAGCCCAGAAAGGUGACUGGCGCCAGUUUCUUUGUGUUCAGUGGCGCUCUGAAGUCCUCUUCAGGCUAUCUUGCCAAGUCCAGUAUUGUGGAAGACGGCGUUAUGGUCCAGAUCACUGCAGAGAACAUGGAUGCCUUGCGGCAGGCCCUGCGAGAGAUGAAGGACUUCACCAUCACCUGUGGCAAGGCGGAUGCUGAGGAUCCGCAGGAGCUCAUCCACAUCCAGUGGGUGGACGACGACAAGAACGUCAACAAGGGUGUCGUCAGUCCUAUAGACGGGAAGUGCAUGGAGUCUAUAAUAAGUGUGAAGAUAUUCCACGGAUCGGAGUAUAAAGCAAAUGGAAAAGUCAUUAGAUGGACAGAGGUGUUUUUCCUAGAAAACGAUGACCAGCACAGUUGCCUGAGUGACCCAGCAGAUCACAGCCGACUGACUGAGCACAUUGCCAAGGCUUUUUGCCUUGCUCUCUGUCCCCACCUGAAGCUUCUGAAGGAAGAUGGAAUGACUAAACUGGGACUGCGUGUGACACUUGACUCAGAUCAGGUUGGCUACCAAGCAGGGAGCAAUGGCCAGCCCCUUCCCUCGCAGUACAUGAACGACCUGGACAGCGCUCUGGUGCCGGUGAUCCAUGGAGGGGCCUGCCAGCUCAGUGAGGGCCCCAUCGUCAUGGAACUCAUCUUUUAUAUUCUGGAAAACAUCACAUAGACAGAGGACUUCAUUUUUUUCUGUUCAGACCUGUUGCAAUAGCAGUCAUACCCAAGUCAUUUGCACUUUAGAACUGGAAGAUUAAGCUUUUGUUAACACUAUUAAUGGGGGGGGAGUGGGAGUUUGGGGGACUAGGGUGGGAAAGGGUGGUUGGGGGGACAGAUGUUCCAUAAUUCUAAGUCUUCUAUGCAUUGUCCACCAAGAAGACCUGGGCAGCUUCCGUUACUGCACGACAGUUAUGCUAUCCUCGCAGCUAAUCUUCUUCUGUUACUGUUUAGACAAGAAUUCUCCUGUUUUAAGACUUACUUAUGGUCUUGUGCUCAGAAAUGCUCAAAUGGAUACAAACAUCACCGAGGGUGGGGUGGGAGAGUGGAGGGGAAUAAAAAAAUGAAGCAUCA